GUAUGCGUCUGGCCAUGUGAGUGUGUGUGUGUGUGUGUGUUGGUGUUUACAUCGGACAUUGGGUCUGUGUGCCUUGCACCGCGGCACUUGCAAGGGGGCAACAGAAAGAGACAGCUGUGUGCUUGGGAGACUGAAAACAUAAGAAAGAGAGAGUGGAGAGAAAUGCCAGUCAAGACUGUCACUGUUGGAGCAGAUGCUGGCAACAGUUUUCUCCGCGCGGCCCGAUCUGGCAACUUGGACAAGGCCCUGGAUCAUAUUAAAAACGGCAUAGAUAUAAAUACAGCCAAUCAGAAUGGGCUGAACGGGCUGCAUCUGGCCUCUAAAGAAGGUCACGUCAAAAUGGUGCUAGAGCUACUCCACAAUGGAAUCGUACUGGAGACCACCACAAAGAAGGGAAACACGGCCCUUCAUAUUGCAGCCCUGGCAGGACAGGAGCAAGUGGUCACAGAGCUGGUUAACUACGGGGCCAAUGUCAACGCUCAGUCCCAGAAGGGUUUCACUCCACUCUACAUGGCUGCGCAAGAAAACCAUCUAGAGGUUGUGAAGUUUCUUCUAGACAAUGGAGCCAAUCAGAGCAUUCCAACUGAGGAUGGAUUCACGCCUCUCGCCGUGGCUCUUCAGCAGGGACAUGAAAACGUUGUAGCCCUGCUCAUCAACUAUGGCACCAAGGGAAAAGUCCGCCUCCCUGCAUUGCACAUAGCAGCACGCAACGACGAUACACGCACAGCGGCAGUGUUACUGCAAAACGACCCAAAUCCUGAUGUACUCAGCAAGACUGGAUUUACUCCCCUGCACAUUGCUGCCCACUAUGAAAAUCUGAAUGUUGCUCAGCUGUUGCUCAACAGAGGAGCCAAUGUCAACUUCACCCCAAAGAAUGGCAUUACUCCUCUGCACAUUGCAUCAAGACGAGGGAACGUGAUCAUGGUGCGACUCCUCCUGGACAGAGGGGCGCAGAUCGAUGCCAAGACCAAGGAUGAGCUAACUCCUCUGCACUGUGCAGCCAGAAAUGGUCAUGUCAGGAUAAUAGAGAUCCUGCUCGACCACGGGGCCCCCAUCCAGGCAAAGACUAAGAAUGGUUUAUCUCCAAUCCACAUGGCAGCACAAGGAGAUCACAUGGACUGUGUUAAACAGCUUCUGCAGUACAAUGCAGAGAUCGAUGACAUUACACUGGACCACCUCACUCCACUCCAUGUGGCUGCACACUGUGGCCACCACCGAAUGGCUAAAGUACUGCUGGACAAAGGGGCCAAACCAAACUCUAGAGCACUGAACGGCUUCACUCCACUGCAUAUAGCUUGUAAAAAGAACCACAUGCGUGUGAUGGACCUCUUGCUGAAACAGGCUGCAUCAUUAGAAGCAGUGACUGAGUCGGGCCUGACUCCUCUGCACGUGUCAUCAUUUAUGGGUCAUUUGACAAUUGUGAAGAGCCUCAUGCAGAAAGGAGCUUCCCCCAACGCCUCCAAUGUGAAGGUGGAGACCCCUCUUCACAUGGCGUCUCGAGCAGGACACUAUGAUGUAGCUGAGUUUUUACUGGAGAAUUCAGCACCUGUGGAUGCCAAGGCUAAGGAUGACCAAACCCCUUUGCAUUGUGCAUCUCGAAUGGGCCACAAAGAGCUAGUGAAGUUGCUGCUGGACCACAAGGCUAACCCCAACUCCACCACCACAGCUGGACACACACCUCUACACAUUGCUGCCCGGGAAGGUCACGUACAAACUGUUCGCAUCCUACUGGACAUGGAGGCCCAACAGACGAAGAUGACAAAAAAAGGCUUCACUCCUCUUCAUGUGGCUUCUAAGUAUGGGAAAGUAGAUGUAGCAGAGCUGCUGCUGGAGAGAGGAGCGAAUCCUAAUGCUGCGGGAAAAAAUGGUCUGACUCCCUUGCAUGUUGCUGUACACCACAACAACCUUGACGUUGUGAAUCUUCUAGUCAGCAAAGGAGGAUCACCACACAGUGCAGCAAGAAACGGAUACACUGCCCUCCACAUAGCAUCUAAGCAGAACCAGGUAGAGGUGGCAAACAGCCUGCUGCAGUAUGGGGCUUCAGCCAAUGCUGAGUCACUGCAGGGAGUUACACCUCUUCACCUGGCCUCGCAGGAAGGAAGGCCGGACAUGGUGUCACUACUCAUCUCCAAACAGGCCAAUGUAAACCUUGGCAACAAGAGUGGGUUGACCCCUCUCCACCUGGUGGCACAGGAGGGACAUGUCAGCAUCGCUGACAUCUUGGUGAAGCAGGGAGCUUCCGUUUAUGCUGCAACACGGAUGGGUUACACCCCUCUCCAUGUAGCGUGUCACUAUGGCAACAUCAAGAUGGUGAAGUUCCUUCUGCAGCAACAAGCCAAUGUCAACAGCAAAACAAGACUUGGUUACACACCUCUACACCAGGCAGCCCAGCAGGGACACACAGACAUUGUGACACUGCUGCUGAAGCAUGCAGCCCAGCCCAAUGAGACCACAACAAAUGGUACUUCAGCUUUAGCUAUUGCUAAAAGGUUGGGCUACAUCUCUGUAAUUGAUGUCCUGAAGCUGGUCACGGAGGAGACAGUUUCCAUGACGACCACAGAGAAACACCGCAUGAGUUUCCCUGAAACUGUGGAUGAGAUUCUAGACGUGUCUGAAGAUGAAGGAAUUGCUCAGCUAACGUUAGGAGAGGAGCUCUUGGGGACUGAAGGGGCCAGGUACAUGAAGAUGGAUGAGAUGAAAGACCAUGAUGAUGAUUUCCUCUCCCCAAAGAAAUCACUGGAGUAUGAGAGAGGGCUGGGCACAGCAAAUUACUCACCAGCCAUUCCCAGGAUUCCCCGUGUCUCUCCAGAAACUGUCAUCCUCAAAGAACACGAGAUAGAACAGCUUCACACACCACUUCCACUGCCCAAAGAAUAUGAUGAGGAUUCACUGAUUCCCAGCAGUCCAGCAACUGAGACAUCAGACAAUGUCAGCCCUGUAGCCAGUCCCAUACAUACAGGGUUCCUGGUCAGUUUCAUGGUGGAUGCUCGAGGCGGCUCUAUGCGAGGCAGCAGGCAUAAUGGUCUGUGCGUCAUCAUACCACCGCGGACCUGUGCGGCUCCAACUCGCAUCACCUGCCGCCUGGUGAAGCCGCAGAAGCUGACGAGCCCUCCUCCUCUGGUGGAGGGAGAGGGGUGGCCCGCAGGAUCAUCUCCCUUGGCCAGCAGGAUCAUCUCACUGGGGCCAGCUGGGAUGCAGUUUCUGGGACCAGUGAUAGUGGAGAUCCCCCACUUUGCUGCCCUGGGUCGAGGAGACCGGGAGCUUGUGGUGCUGAGGAGUGAGAAUGGCUCUGUCUGGAAAGAACAUCGCAAUCGCUAUGGUGAUGAGGUGCUAGAAACCAUCCUUAAUGGGAUGGAUGAAGACUUAGAAAGUCAAGAAGAACUUGGAAAAAAGCGGAUUCGCCGCAUUAUCUCGACCGACUUCCCACUCUACUUUGCUGUUGUGUCACGUGUUCAGCAAGAGAGCGAUCUGAUUGGUCCAGAGGGAGGCUCACUGACAAGUAAACUAGUGCCCCUGGUACAGGCCACAUUUCCAGAGACAGCAGUCACCAAACGAGUGCGUCUGGGGCUGCAGGCUCAACCAGUUCCAGAUGAACUGGUUGCAAAGCUGCUGGGUAACCAGGCCAACUUCAGCCCGGUGGUCACAGUGGAGCCUCGGCGACGCAAAUUUCACCGACCUAUUGGUCUGCGCAUACCACUACCCCCAUCAUGGAGAGAGAGCCCCCGAGAUUCUGGGGAGGGUGACACCACUAGCCUCCGCCUGCUCUGCUCUGUCAUAGGUGGUACGGCUCCAGCCCAGUGGGAGGACAUCACUGGUACAACCAAGCUAAUAUAUGCUAAUGACUGUGCCAGUUUUACAACUAAUGUAUCAGCACGGUUCUGGCUUGCAGACUGUCCUCGGACUGCCGAGGCCGUCUCUUUUGCCAACCUGCUCUACAGAGAGCUGUCAGUUGUGCCAUACAUGGCUAAGUUUGUGGUGUUUGCCAAGAUGAAUGAGAUCCAUGAAGGACGCUUGCGAUGUUACUGCAUGACCGAUGAUAAGAUGGACAAAACCCUGGAGCAACAUGAGAACUUCACAGAGGUGGCACGCAGCCGAGAUAUAGAGGUCAUGGAGGGAAUGCCACUUUACCUGGAAUGUUCUGGAAACCUUGUUCCAGUGAGGAAAGCCACGCAGCAGCUUCGCUGCUUCAGCUUCCAGGCUUUUAGAGACAACCGUCUUCCUGUCUCUGUUAAGGUGAGAGACAGCAGUAAAGAGCCCACUGGCUUUUUGUCUUUCCUACGUAAGACCACCAAAUAUGAGGACAGUCAACAUGUGCUGUGCAACCUCAACAUUACUAUGCCGCCAUGUAUAAGGAUAAUGGGCAGUGAAGAUCGCAGGAGGACUCUCACCCCACUGGCUUUGAGAGAAAGAUACAGUGCUCUAAACGAGCCUGCAAUGGCAUCAAUGAGCGCGAUGGAGAGGACUGAGCUAAAAAUGGCUGUGAUUGCAGAACAGUUGGGGCUGAGCUGGGCUGAGUUGGCACGAGAGUUGCAGCUCAGUGUGGAUGACAUCAAUAAGAUCCGUGUGGAGAAUCCAAACUCCCUGCUGGAGCAGAGCUCAGCACUUCUUAAUUUGUGGGCGACCCGAGAGGGCAAAAGGGCAAAGAUGGAGAGCUUGUACACGGCUCUGAAGAGUAUUGACCGUAUGGACAUAGUCAGUAUGUUGGAGGGACAGCCAACGCAGCCUACGAGACAAGGCUCCCGUGAUCUCAGCAGGCGCCGGCACAAUGACAGAGAGCACCUUUCCCCUGGUAUGACCAAUGGUUAUGGGCUUGCGCAGGAAGAGCUUCUGUCACCGGCUUCCAUGCAGUACAGCCUGCCCUCUCCACUGGGCACUGAGCCAUACUGGCAGGAAGUCUCCAGUUUGGACUGUGCCCCUAUUGCCACCACAGAGGAAGACACCCUCAUGGAGAUGUCUGACGUUCAGGUGUGGCCCUCUGGCAAUAGUCCCUCCCUGGUGCCUGUGGAGGAUUCCUCUCUGGAGUGCAGCAAUGUGGAUGAUUCUGAAUGUCUGCCUGGGCUGCCGUAUGGAAGUCUGGGUGUGCCGGCCAGUCAGACCAGUGCAGCCAGUGGAGGGGGUAGGGUGCUGGGUGGUUUCAUAGAGCGCACCAUCGCUGGGAUCAAUCUCAAUGGGCUGAACAAUUGUCAGGGGUCAGAGGCAAGCUCAGAGGUAUCGGCAGUCGCCAGCAUGACUGGUGGUGAAGGAACUGGAGGUGGAGGAGGAAGAGAAGGAGGAAAAGGCUCAGACGAAGGGCAUUCUCUUGUUACAGGACAGCAAAGGGUUUAUGCUCGGCUGAGUGAGUCGCCUGGUCUGAGUUGUGUUCCAGAUCGAAAUGGAGACAGGUCAAGUAAUGGUGGAAACGGCAGUGGUGGAGGCUCUUUCCUUUCCUACCUUCAGGAACAGACAGGACCACAAUGGGUCCCUGUUAGUGCCCCUCAUCAAAGCAGCCAGCCUAAACCCAAGCAGGUCAUGGACUCCAUGAUGUCAUCAAUGUGCAACGCUGUAGAUGUGGACCAAACUUGUAUGACACCUGAGGCCUUGCUUCAGCCUGUGAGAGACAUGGGGCACUCUGAGAUUUUACGAGGGCACUUCAGAGGUACCCAGCCGUUUGAGAAGGGUUUGGGAUUUCCACACAGAGUACCAGAGCUGCGGCCCUGGGACGGCGUGCGUCUCAAGGACCAGGGUGAUGAAGCUGAAGAUCUUCCAGGUGAACAAGUAAGCGAGGAACAGUUCACGGAUGAACAUGGAAACAUCAUCACAAAGAAGGGGGUUCAGGAGGUGUGCAUGGAGGGUUCUCUGCAGGACGCCGAGCUGGAUGCUGACGCUGAGCUGAGCUACGCAAUCUUCGGUCGGGAUGGCAGCAAGCCCGAUACUGUGGAUGUGAAGAAAGGUGCUCAAAUAGUGAAAUGUGCCAGUCUGCGGAGAGUUAAGCAGUGAAGCAGACUGAGUGCAGCGUCCCCUCAGAUUUCUCUGCCAGAGUCCAUCCCCUCACCAAAACCAUCCUAUAUGGACACAUGACCAGAAGCAGCUGACAGGAAGAAGAACGCACAGAAAAACAUAAACAAA
Cynoglossus semilaevis (tongue sole) is the source of this 6105-nucleotide messenger RNA. Its product is annotated as ankyrin-1-like. Gene Ontology annotation, molecular function: protein binding. Gene Ontology annotation, biological process: signal transduction. The record is from RefSeq and is a predicted model, not a curated record. NCBI's taxonomy places the organism in Eukaryota, Metazoa, Chordata, Actinopteri, Pleuronectiformes, Cynoglossidae.